Messenger RNA from Melopsittacus undulatus (budgerigar), 2460 nucleotides. It is a transcript of the gene C4H10orf143, whose product is annotated as chromosome 4 C10orf143 homolog. The record is from RefSeq and is a predicted model, not a curated record. NCBI's taxonomy places the organism in Eukaryota, Metazoa, Chordata, Aves, Psittaciformes, Psittaculidae. The transcript has 4 exons. Bases 16 to 339 code for a protein of 107 amino acids.
CCCGUCCCUGCCGCCAUGGCCGCGCUGCCGCUGCCCGCCCGGGGGGACCGCAGGACCGGGGCACUGCGCACACACGACCCGGACCCGGCGGAGCCGGAGCGGAAGCGAGCAUGCAAGUGGCUAGAAACCAUCCCCAAUGAGGUUGAGGCUCGUCUGCUUGGUUAUGCCAUGGAGAUGGAUUCCAAACAGAAAAUCUCCUCUGACUGUGGUCCUUGGGCUACAAAGGCAAAGCAGAAUUCAAUGGUUUUUGAAAACCAUGGAAGCAGAGGUACUGCUCAGCCUUGCCCAAGAUGUAUUGCUGGAGAGUCUGGGCACUUCAAUCAUAUCCUGAGCUUCUAGAAGUGGCAAGACAGAAGAUCAGCAGUGCUGCUUUUCAGUUGGAGUUCUGAAGCUAGACCUGGGAACCUGUGCAGCUGGAUGUCUGUACCCUCACUGGAAGCAUGGACUUGUGUGGACACAUGUAUGGCAUUCAGCAUACAGCACUUCACUGUGUGUUACUCUUUCAGUGCACAGUUAUGGGUAUCAUUGUUUUUACACUUGAGCAAUGCUUCUGCUUUUAAGGUAGUCACUAUCUUUUUCAAAUAAGAAAAUAAGAUUGAUUUAAAGUUUUAGAUCAGUUGGGUUGAUCUGGCCUUUGGAGCAGUUCUCUCCUGGGUCAGGGGUCAUGAUCCAAGAUUUUCCUGUCUCCUAUGCACACUUUUCCUGAUACACUUGGAAAACAGUCCUUGCAUUUACAUGCAUACAGGCACGUAUACAUUACAUAGCUCAGCCCUGUACUGCAGGUAGAAAUGCCUUCAUCUUUAGAUGGCUGUUCUGCUUUGCAGCUGUGAAAGCCAGUAAAAGUCCUACUGAAACUUCAGUUUAGAUCCAAAUUGCACACUCACUUCAGGUAUCUUAUACACUGCACUUGUAGCUUGUUUAUAACAAGCAGAGUUUGUGAAUGUGGCAGUUAAGUAUCUAAUAGGAAAAGGAGUAUUAUUUGGACUACCUUCUAUAGGAUGAGUAGUAGAUGAGCUCUGUGAAGUCCUCACAAAGCUGUUAAUAUACAACUGACACUGGCCAACCUUGUCAUUCCAGUUACUGUGAUAUUAGAACAGAUCUGUUCAGAAGGCCUUGAACUUGUCAUUCAACAUCCUUGUGUUGGCUUCUCACAGAUAAUUUCAAGCCCAGGGAAGUGUCCAAGAAGCAGAGCAACCAUUGAAGGAAAGACUUGGUACAAAGCCAGUAUUUUCUAUCAAGUAGUAUUAUGGGCAUCCUUUCUUGCCUCACAGCCAACUCUCAAACAUCAAAUAUCUCAGGAAUGAUGAAAACAUCAGUAUUUGCCAACAGCAUUCUUGUUCUUUGCUACGAUCUGUUGCUAUGAUGGAUGUUUGUUAUCAAGAGAACAUUAAACUUACCAAUGCUUAGCAGGACCACCUUCAAUAGUUAAGCAGCAGUUCCUUUAUGACUAGAAUUCAAGUGUGUGGCUAUAUUCAUGCUUCAUUUACACAGUGUAAGGAUGCUCUUCCUAUACAGUCAAAAACAGCAGCUCCCUCCUUUCUGUUUCUCUUGAGUUGGCUGAUGCUAUCAAAAAACCCAGAAGACCCUUUGGGAGCUACAACUGAGAAGUACGUUUUUAUUAGUGUUCUACAUUCCUCCCUGUUGCAGGAGGAGUGUUAAGUCCUAAGGAAAACUGGGAAGCCCUAACAAAAACUGCAACAGGUGUGUAGUUAGAUUUCUGGGAAUGCUGUUGCUGGUAAAUGAAGUAUUCCAGGUAGGUGAACAUUUCAGGUAGAGUCUGUGUGAAGUAGCCACAGGUGAAUUAGCUGCUCUUGCUCCCAAAGUAUGAACUGGCCUCUCCAGUGAACUGGGAACACAUUUGGCUAUUUAGAAAUACUGUGUUUAUCCUGAUUUUCUUUCCAAAUGAGAAUUCAUACGCAUCUGGAUGAACUUUGAAGUGAAUCUUUCAGCUGAGAUGGGAUUCCUCACUCCGUACUUUCCAGUGGGGUGAGGAAUGCAGCCAUAAAUCAGCCAGGACAAAAACAAAUUGUAGCUUAAUAGUUAAAUACAUUGUAGGCUUAUGGUAGUGUAUGUUUUACAAUAGACAUACUGUGUAAUUAGCUUCAGGAUGUGUCAGUCAGAAUCAUAAGCAAUAUACACAGGUGAAUGCCAUGGGGACAGGGGAAGAGUUUCUUUAAAGCAGAUUUGUGUCAAGUCUGCACUAGAACCACAAAGUUAUUUUUGUAUGACUUUUCUUUGCCUUGGAUAUCUAUUGUUUUAUUGAUAAGACACUUUAUAUUUCCUAAUACUGUGAUUUGUACACAAAAUUACCUGAGUGAUUUUAUUUAUGUGUAUAUAGUAAAAUAGCCAUAUGGUCUGCCUUUAAUUCAGGUUAAUAGGAUAUAUUCUUCUAUUUUUAACUUUGUAUUUUGUAAAUUGUUACUUAUAAAAGCAGAAGCAUUAAACACCACUUUGGCUACA